AAACCUAAAGCUUAGUAGGAAAGACAAUUUAGUAGAAGGAAAUAAAAGUUGUGAGUGGUGAGCCCCCACCCUUCUUUUUCAUGCCACUAAUCGUGGCAUAUAUUUAUUUAUUUUUCUAACUUAUCUCACACGGAACAAGACUUCUGAAAAAUGAAUAUGAUACCAUAUCAACGUCAAAUUUCCUCUCUCUCUCUCUCUCUCCAAAAUAUAUAUGUAUAUAUAUAUACACACAUUAUUUGUCUCUCUCUCUCUCUUCUCAUCAUAAUUCACAUAUACAUAUAAAUGGGAAGAAACAGUGAAUUAGAAGGAGCAGCAGUGGAAUGUUGUAUGUGUGGAGAUCAUGGCCUCUCUUCGGAGCUUUUCUCGUGUAGCGGCUGCGAGUUUCGAUCACAACAUAAAUAUUGUAGCAAUCUGUACCCGGGAGCUGAAACCUACAACAUUUGCAACUGGUGCCUUAGCCAAAAAGAUGAUCACAAUCACAAAGGAGAAGAGACCACAAAAUCGUCCCAAAAUUCAUCUCACAAAACCAAAAUUAGCGACAUGAAGAUCAAAAAGGGUAAGAUCGACGUCAAUCAUGGCGAUAGAAGAGCAAUUGAUAACAGAAUCAAGAAGCAGAAUAAAUCGCCGGCGCCCGAUCGAGCUGCGCCGCCACCGCUGGCCGGCAGGAAGAGGGUGACGAGCGAUCGCGGCGUGAUACCUGAGAGGAUUAUUAGACCAGUUUUUAGAAAUAAGGUGAGAAGGUAUAAGCUUCUAGAUGAAGUCUCGAGCUAAUUAAUCAACAUUUACAAUCAAUAUUUGAAGGGAGAUGUGUGGCAGUGGCUCUAUUAUUCAAAAUUGUAAACUUUUUUGCUUAGAUACUAAGAUAGGCUCGGAUUCGAUAAUAGCCUCACAUUUUUAGAUAUUUUUAAUUUUCUGAUUGCGGUACAAGUAAAAUAAAAUUUUCAUUUAAUUAAUUAUUUAUAGGUAUAUGAAUAGUGACGUUUUUGUCAAA
Salvia miltiorrhiza (redroot sage) is the source of this 991-nucleotide messenger RNA. RefSeq lists its product as uncharacterized. The transcript is spliced from 2 exons. The record is from RefSeq and is a predicted model, not a curated record. Lineage: Eukaryota; Viridiplantae; Streptophyta; Magnoliopsida; Lamiales; Lamiaceae. The coding region runs from base 283 to 771 and encodes 162 amino acids.